UGGAAAUAUGGGCAGGGUUCAACACCCAUUUUGGGGGGUUCUGUAUAAAGCCGGUCUAUGAACCGACUAUGCACAUAUUUACCUAUUUAUCUCAUCCCCAGCCACUGGAGCUCGAUUUGUUAUAAUAAGAAACUUAAUAAGAAGUGCAUAGGCCAAGAAAAUGUCUUUUGUGGUGAAAAUGAACGGAGCUCAGAACAAUGGCAUCAACGGGAACUUCAUCAACGGGAACGGUGUGCAUCAUGUGAGUGUGCGGACUCAUGUGAGUGUGAACCCUGCCAAACUGAAGAGCCUCAAGCAGAGAUGGAACGUCAGACCCUCAGAGAUGUCCAAAAAAACACUCAACCCCAUCCGAGCCAUAGUGGACGGGAUGAAACUCACUCCCAACCCCGAGAAACCCAUGAUUGCUCUAUCCAUUGGUGACCCAACUGUGUUUGGGAACUUGCCAACAGAUGACACUGUUUUACAGGCAAUGAAGGAGGCCAUAGACUCACACAAAUACAAUGGCUAUGCUCCCUCAGUUGGUUACCAAAAGAGCAGAGAAGCUGUUGCAAACUUCUACAGCUGUCCAGAAGCUCCACUGGAAGGCAAAGAUGUGAUCUUGGCCAGUGGCUGUAGCCAGGCUAUAGAGUUGGCCAUCAGCGUGUUGUGUAACCCAGGGGACAAUAUCUUAGUUCCACGUCCUGGAUUCUCCCUCUAUAAGACACUGGCAGUGUCUAUGGGCAUCCAAGUCAAGCACUAUAAUCUGCUGCCGGAGAAGUCCUGGGAGAUUGAUCUUCAGCACCUGGAGAGUCUGAUCGAUGACAAAACAGCCUGUCUGAUUGUCAACAACCCAUCCAAUCCGUGCGGCUCUGUAUUCUCCAGAGAACACCAGCAUAAGAUUCUAUCCGUGGCGUCAAGAAACUGUAUCCCUAUCCUUGCUGAUGAGAUCUACGGAGACAUGGUAUUCCCGGGCUGUGAUUUUCAGCAUUUGGCACCUCUCAGCAGUGACGUGCCCAUCCUGUCCUGUGGUGGUCUUGCCAAGCGCUGGUUGGUUCCUGGCUGGAGGAUGGGCUGGAUCCUCAUCCAUGAUCGUAAUGACAUAUUUGGAACCGGAAUUCGGGAGGGACUUGUGAAACUAAGCCAGCGCAUUUUGGGACCCUGUACUGUGGUCCAGGGAGCAUUAGAGAGCAUUUUGAAUGACACGCCACCAGAGUUCUACCAAGGCACCAUUAGUUUCCUCAAGUCAAACUCAGAGAUAUGUUACUCAGAGUUGUCAACUGUUCCCGGGCUAAAUCCGGUGAUGCCAGCAGGAGCCAUGUACAUUAUGGUGGGGAUCGAGAUGGAACACUUCCCAGAUUUCCAGAAUGAUGUGGAGUUCACUGAACGGCUGGUCACUGAGCAGUCUGUGUUCUGUUUGCCCGCUACGGCAUUUGAAUAUCCAAACUUCUUCCGAAUUGUGGUAACCGUCCCAGAGGAGAUGAUGAUUGAAGCAUGCAUUCGGAUCAGAGAAUUCUGUGCACGUCACUAUCGACCUAGGAGCCAAGACAGCCACGAAUUGGACCAGUGAAAGAAACGGACAGAGAACGAAAGGUCGAAGGAGGAAAGGAAAGGUCAAAGAGCAGAACAAAGUUGUGUAUGUAGCUGAAGAAUGAAUCAAAGUGUUAUAAGAGAGGACACAGUUAUGUGCAUUACAUGUGACAUGCCUUCCCUUUCAGGAAACCCACAGUUCUAUGCAAACAUCAUAUUUAUAUUUUUAUAUGUAUUAUGGCUAGUAUUAUAUAGGGAAGGGGUGGGAGGGUAGUUUGAGGGUUAUUAAAUGAAUAUACAAUUUUUUUCAUUAUUGUGAAAUAUUGUAGUCUUUUUUUUCUUACACUGUAACAGACAUUGUUGCAAGUUUGGGAAGACUUGUGACCAAACCAUGAAGCCAUUUCAUAUGUAUCCUGCAUGAUGUGAAGUAUUUAUCCAAUAUGUGACGUUUUAGGAAUAGAAUAUUUUGUAUUGCAUGUGUUUAAUUUGCAUGCCCAACCACUUUGACAUAUAUAUGACAUCUAAAAAAAUUUUACAUUUUUUUUUAGAAUUUUGUUCUCAGUUGUUACACCUCAAAAACUAUUUAAAUAAAAUUGCAUCUCAAUAUUUC
Molecule: messenger RNA, 2116 nt
Organism: Onychostoma macrolepis
Lineage: Eukaryota; Metazoa; Chordata; Actinopteri; Cypriniformes; Cyprinidae
Gene: tat
Product: tyrosine aminotransferase
Exons: 12
Coding region: 161-1546 (461 amino acids)
Biological process (GO): aromatic amino acid metabolic process; biosynthetic process
Molecular function (GO): pyridoxal phosphate binding; L-tyrosine:2-oxoglutarate transaminase activity
Source: RefSeq, a predicted model, not a curated record